Messenger RNA from Penicillium crustosum, 294 nucleotides. RefSeq lists its product as uncharacterized. The transcript has 2 exons. Lineage: Eukaryota; Fungi; Ascomycota; Eurotiomycetes; Eurotiales; Aspergillaceae. Bases 1 to 294 code for a protein of 97 amino acids. The record is from RefSeq and is a predicted model, not a curated record.
AUGCAGCUCAGCAUUCUUGCUAUUGCCCUCUCUAUCGGUGCUGUGUCCGCACACAACUGCCAGGUUGGCCUGAGAUACUGUGCCUAUAACCUUAUCGGGAAAGGCGACUACCAUUCCCAAGUGAAUGAUGCCAUGGCAAAAUAUUAUGGAACCAGCAGUACAAAUCUGAAGUACCAAAAUCCCGACUACGCACUUUACCUGUGCAAUGGUGCCGACGACAUUAAGAUGGUCAAGGAUUGCAACAACUACUGCUCGAAUGGAGGCGAUGACAAGAGUGACUACUGUGACAACUAG